UCUAAUUACAACGAGUACUCAUUUAGUAAGAUGGAGACGGAGGGUACACACCCUAUAUUCCUUUUAAUUUUAUUAUUUAACGACUCAAGAAUUUUCGAUUUCAAUUUAUAAACUUCUACAUAAUGACUUAAGGUAUUUCCUCAUUGGUUCCAUCAAAAAUUAGAGAACGCGUACAAGCUUUACAAGGUACUUUAUUGCUGAAAACGACAAAUCUUUGAGCCUCUCGUGCAAUAAAUCCAAACACGAAUUUUCAAAUCAGUGGAUAUUUUCGGGAAAAAAAUAAAAUGGACAUUAAUUUCGAUGAUCUUGCCAAUGAUCAUGAGAUCAUUGCACGGUUACAACAAAUGCACAACUCCAUAGUAAAAAUUGAAGAUACACUAAAGCUUGUAAAUAACCCUGGGCUUUAUGAUAAACUUUCUAAUGCUGACAAAAUAAAAUAUAAUUUAUUAAUGUCAUUCGGUCUCAAUAGUUUGUUUUGGAUGUACUUGCGCCUAGAAGGUAUUGACCCCACGAAACAUAAAAUCAAGUCAGAAAAUGAUCGUUUGAAGAAAGCAAUGGGACGUGCGAAAGAAAUUAACGACAGCAAUACAAAAAUGCCUCGGUUAAACAAGGAAGUUGCGAAAAGGUUCGUGAGAAGUGGAUUAUGGGAACCACGAGAAAAUGCCGAAUCUGGAGAACAAGAAGAGAAAACAUGGGAUUGUCCAUAAUUACAUAGCAAUUUAUACGACCCCUAGCGGACCGGGUGGACGAAACGGAUACGCUACGGCGUAUCCUUAUAGUAUUCACAUUGUAUCCUUUCCGUAACUUGCAAAAAAAACUUAAUAAAAACAGCAAGAUGAGUAUUUAAAUUGUUUCAAUUAUGAUUCUACUUUAAAAUAGCCAUUAGAAGGUCAUAGAGUAAUUGCAAUAGUUUUUCUUGCAGCGUUAAAAUUUUUAAAAGUAUAGUACCUGCCAUUAACGUUUGCUAAAGGUGAUUUCAAUCGCAACGAUAAUAAGUAAAGUAGCAUAUGCUGCUUUCAUACGGUACGAUGCGCUUGAAGUCGCCCUCAGCAGGCAUUAAUGACACGGACUGUAUUAAAAAAAAAACUUUUAACGCUUUAAAAAAAAAAACUUUUAACGCUUUAAAAAAAAAACUUUUAACGCUUUAAAAAAAAAACUUUUAACGCUUUAAAAAAAAAACUUUUAACGCUUUAAAAAAAAUUUGCAAUUACACCAUGACCUUCUAACGGCAAUUUUAAAGUAGAAUCAUAAUUGCAACAAUUUAAAUGUUCAUCUUGCUGUUUUGAUUAAGUUUUUUUGUAAGUUACGGAAAGGAUACCAUGUGGAUACUAUAAGGAUACUCUGUAGUGUAUCCGCUCCUUUCACCUGGUCUGCCAGGAACAUAAUGUAAAUGUAAUUUAUAUGACAUAAUAAAGGACAUACUUUAAAAUAAAGAAA
This is a messenger RNA of Belonocnema kinseyi, 1437 nucleotides long. RefSeq names its product nuclear nucleic acid-binding protein C1D (gene Rrp47). The transcript has 4 exons. Gene Ontology annotation, cellular component: exosome (RNase complex); nucleolus. Gene Ontology annotation, biological process: maturation of 5.8S rRNA; regulation of gene expression. The record is from RefSeq and is a predicted model, not a curated record. Gene Ontology annotation, molecular function: DNA binding; RNA binding. The coding region runs from base 285 to 707 and encodes 140 amino acids. NCBI's taxonomy places the organism in Eukaryota, Metazoa, Arthropoda, Insecta, Hymenoptera, Cynipidae.